This is a messenger RNA of Bemisia tabaci, 2298 nucleotides long. The record is from RefSeq and is a predicted model, not a curated record. Lineage: Eukaryota; Metazoa; Arthropoda; Insecta; Hemiptera; Aleyrodidae.
AUGGAUAGAGACCCGAGAGGGGAGGAUAAGGAGGACCAGAGCGGAGCUAAGAGAUCGGAAGGGUCGGAAAAUACGGGACUGGAAGGAGUUGAGGAGAAAUCGGGAAACAGUGAUAAUAUGGAAAAAACGGAAAAAACGGAAAAAACGGAUAAAACGGAUAAAGCGGAUAGUUCGGAGUGCGGGGAAAGGACGGCGGAGAGCAGUAAGAAAAUAAAAGUUAAAAUGACGGAUGUUACGAGCCAACAGAUAACAAAAUUUCUGAAGGCAUAUAAGGAGAAACAGGAAAAGGAGAAGGCCCCAACUGGAAAGGAUGGGAAGUCUGAGGACAAUGUAACGGACCCCAAGGAGUUAAAAGGAGUAGGAAAGGACGGAAAUGAAGGCAAAGAGUUAAAGGAUAAGGAUAUGGAGGAAAUGGAGGGUAUUGAGCUGGAUGAUAAUGAGAUACAAGGCAGUGGAGACAUGCUAACUGGGGCACCGGUUAUGUCCUUCCCAUCCCCACAAGGAUGGAAAAGGGAGAGGUCCCACUCGCUCAGUACAGAUUCCAGUGGUAGGCCAACUCCUAAAAAAGAGAGAAGGGCAGUAAAACGAUUUGCAAUAGAUAAGGAUGACCUGCCAGUGGGAUUCGACGAGGCAAUGGAGGCCAAAAGAGCGGUUGAGGACGAGUUACUAGCGUAUGUGAAGGCCCAAAAAACUAAAAGUUGCAUUCACCACAGAAUAAAGGAAGACAUAGCAAAGUGGAGGAUACAGGACGAUAGGAUUAGAUGCAUAACGGCCGACACUGUGGUCGCGGAAAGAGGGUUGGCAUUGAGGAAUAGGUUUGAGGACACAGAGUUAUUAGCGGAAAAAAUUGCUAGAAGAUUGGAACAAACGGUCCUCGAGGGGGUAGGGGUCACCAUGGUCAAAACCAUGAAGGAAUCCCUAGAGAUAGCCAAUGAAGCGAGGUCAAAUGUGGAGAGUGAAGUGAUGAAUCAGCUAGAAGUUUGGAAAAGGCAAAUCGAGAGGACAGUGGAGGAAAACACCGAGCACCAAAAAUUGCAUUAUGCGGAACUAAUGGAAAGAAUGGCCAAGAUGGGCAACAAGAUAACUCAGGUGGUGGCCUGUGAAGAAGCCAGAGAGAAAAACAGAGGUACAGAGGUAAAGGAAAUGGAAAAAUUGAAAGAGGCGAUUACUAAAAAAGAAGGGAUUAUAAAAGAUAUGGCUACUAAAGCGGAGAGUAGCGAAAAGCAGAGGAAACAGGCAGUGAAAGACAUUGAAAGGCAGAUGGAAAAGAUGGAGAAAAUUCAGAGGGAGACAAGGGAGGAAUUGGGGAGGCUUGCGGAGAAGGUAGAGGGAAUAAAAUGCAUGGCCGGGACACUGCCCGAGGGCAGUGUGGACACUUUAGCGGAGAAGUUGAAAGGGAUCCAAGACGCAGUUGAUAUCAUGAGGAACACGGGGGAAAAACUAACCAAAAUAGAGAGAAAACAGAAGGAAAUGGCUGAAGAAAUAGGAACAUUGCCCAGAGAACCGAGUAUUAAAAAUUCAUAUAGCCAAAUGGUGAGGCACAAGCAAGAGGAGAGGAAGGACGACGUAAAAAUCAUCCUUGAGGACGCCAGCGAUCCUGAUGGAAAUAAAGUGAAAGAGCAGAUCAAGGAUAUAAUCAAGGACCAAGGCUGGAGAGUGCAAGGGCUGGCCAAAACGAAAACGGGGGCCAUACUAACAGUGAAAGGUACGGAAGAGGAGGUAAACAGGAGGUUGAAAGAGAUCCCAGUUAUCAGGGAGGGGAAACUGACUAUGAGGGAGGUGAAGGACAAGAAGCCCAUGGUCCGGAUCAACGGGGUGGACUCGGAUAUAAAAGAGGAGGAAUUGAUUGAGGAAAUCAGAAGUAAGAACUUUCAGGGAUGGGAUAAGGAAGUUUUUAAAAAGGCGGUUGGGAAAGGGAUUAAAAAGAAAACGAGAAACGAAAAGUUCGCAACCUGGAUAUUGGAGGUAUCAGGGCAACUGCGGCAACAAAUCUUAGAUAUGGGUACGGUAUUUGUAGCAUAUAACGGAUGUCGUGUGUGGGAUCACAUCGACAUCCUUAGGUGCUACAAGUGCCACAAAUUUGGGCACCCUGCAAAAAGGUGCGGGGAAAAGGAGGAGGUCUGUUCGUGGUGCGGGAAGACUGGGCAUAGAAGGGCGGACUGCAAGGUGGCGGCCCCCACAUGCCCAUGUUGCAGUAGUCAAAAAAUAAGGGCGGACCACGAUGUUUUUGACCACGGAUGCCCGUCAUUAAUCAGGGAAAUGGAAUGGAUUGUUAGAAGGACGGAUUACGGGGUAUGA